AACUGACAGAGUAGGAGUCCGCAUGCACUGGACCUUUGGAGCGGGGCCUAUUUCUAAAAAUCGCCGGAGGAGGAGGUACUGCUGCAGAGUCGAAGCAGACAGUGCCGGAGUCUGACAGCGCUUCCAGGGGGACGUCCGGUGCAAUGGAUCUGAAGUUGUUCCUUUAUGUUGGCUCCUUCCUGUGCCUGAUGGGAUCUUUAUUCAUGACACCCCUGUUGGCACUACCUGCUUCACCAGACUAUUCACCAACAGCAGAUACAGUUCAACCCAGCAGCUCCACCACUCCACCACCAUUUUCCAUAUCAACAUCUACUCUACCAGCCAUUAGUGCCACAGAUCAACCCCCAGCAUCUACUCCACCACCUAGCAGCUACAGCAUUCAACCACCAGCUUCCACCCCAGCAGAAUCCAUUUCCCCACCCAAUGGCUCUACAGCUCCACCAACAGUCUCCAUUUCAACAGCAUCUACUCUACCAGUCAUCAGCGCCACAGCUCAACCCCUAGCAUCUACGGCAGAAUCUACUCCACCUAGCAGCUACGCCACUUCAAAACCAGUUUCCAUAUCACCAGAAUCUACUCGACCUCUCGGCAAAUAUACCACUCUACUCCCGGCCUCAAUUCUUGCAGCAGCUGUAUCUCCAACCAGCAGCUACACAGCUCCACCGCCAGAUCUCAUACCAACAUCUACUCUACCAUACAGCACCUACACUGCUGCACCACUGACUGCAUCUCCUCCAGCAUCCAGCAACUACUCCACUCCUCUGCCAGUUUCCAUGCCAACAGCAUAUACAGGAAGCUCAGGAAAUCCAGUGUUUCAGGAUUAUCUACCUUCAACUACAACCAGUUGCAGUUUAAAGCUUGGCAAUAAUACUCUACAGUUUGGUGAUGGGAUAAAAUUGCAACUGAUUCCUGGAGAGUGCAGCUUGGUCUUGGCAAAGCUAUGCAAUAAUAGUAUUACACAAGCUUUCUUUUCAGUAAACAUCAGAAACCAAGGAAAUGAACCUGCUACAAGCAUUGUAGUGGAAAUCUACGAGCAGCUCUUUUUUGUGCAGAUGAAUGGUGGAGAGAACAGUGUACAGGUCAAUGGUUUGGUGAUGGAUCUACCUGCCUACCUGAUCCCUCAAUCACUCAAUCUGAGCAGUAAUGGUUCUCUGAUGGUACUGAAGGCAGACUUUGGUGUGGUCAUACAGUGGGAUCAAGAUGGCCUUCUAGAAAUUUUGCUUCCUAUUGGUUACCAAGAUAACCUAUGUGGUGGAUUGUGUUUGCACCAGAAUGCAACCAGUAAAGAUGUGGAGAUGUCGUAUGAACUGCCCCAAGUCCCAAGCCAAUGCUAUGUAGCAGCAGCUGGGAAUGUGGUCUGUAGCAUGGAUAAAAGUAGAAGGUUCAACAUCUGCAGAAUCUUCUUGGGUGGUGAUAGCCCAUUUCAGAAAUGCCUCAAUGUAGUCAACCCUGAUGAUUACUUUGCUUCAUGCCAGAGUCAUCUCUGUGGCAGCAGUGAAGAUGCCGGUUUGACUUGCAGGGAUCUUCAAGACUACGCAGCUGUGUGUCAAUCCCUUGGCAUCGCCAUUAAGCCUUGGCGGGAUGCAGCCUUCUGCCCAUUCCCGUGUCCUCAAGGAGGAGAGUACAGACUUUGCAUAGACCCAUGUAGUGACUGCAGGAAGCUCGACUGUUCUGGAAACUGCACGGAAGGCUGUCGCUGUAUGGAUGGAUUCAUGUGGGAUGGAAUAGACUGUGUCCCUACAAACAUGUGCAUGGCAUAUGGAAAUAGCAGCCAGAUGCAGAUGAACACGACUGUCCCAAUCCAGACAAAAUACCUCAGCUGUGACCCUAACACGGAAUCCCAGCGCAAGUGCCUCCUCUGUACUGUAAAUGAUUCAAACAUCACAACAUUUGGUGACUUUUCAAGUGGUCUGGCAGGAAAUGGUGCGUACGACCUACUGAGGAAGUGUGACCCAUCUCAGACGCAGUGGCUGAGGAUUGUCCUGCUCCUGAAUCCACCUGUGCCAGGCAGACUCCACAUAUUCUUUGAGCAGAGCUUUAUCACCAUUAAUUCUGUCCUGGACGUUUGGGUAAAUGGUAACAUGAUGGAUCUACCCAUUACCUUGGCUUCAGACCUGUUCAUUUCCAGAUGGAUGGAUGUAGUUUCCAUUGGCCAACCAGGGAAGAUGGACCUUACAUUCAACUCCUCAGGAGAAUUUACCAUUGAGGUUGCAGAGUCCUUCUCUAUGGAGUAUUGUGGAGCCUGUGCUUUCAGGAACAUCUCGGCCUACUCAAUGUAUUACUGGAGAGCAGAGGACUUGUCCUAUUGGUAAUUGGGUUAUUUGUUGCUGCGACACUGGGUUUUUUGUUUUGUUUUUUUAUGCUAUGCAGAUGUCUCAUCUUUUAUGCUACAGUUAAUGUUAUGAUUUGUCAUUGGAGAAGGAAGUGUUGGCACUGCUGCACCUCAUCUGCUAAUGAAUAAAAGACUUUACAUAAA
Molecule: messenger RNA, 2476 nt
Organism: Pseudophryne corroboree (corroboree frog)
Lineage: Eukaryota; Metazoa; Chordata; Amphibia; Anura; Myobatrachidae
Product: zonadhesin-like
Exons: 7
Coding region: 144-2312 (722 amino acids)
Molecular function (GO): growth factor activity
Source: RefSeq, a predicted model, not a curated record